CCAGGUAUAACAUGACAGAGCAGAAAGUGAUCCUAGUUACUGGUGGAACGGGUCUAGUUGGCAGGGCGAUAGAACGUGUUGCGUUGGAGGAGGAACGAGCAGAUGAAAAAUGGAUAUUUUUGUCAUCAAAAGAUGCUGAUCUAAGUGAUCUUGCAAGUACCAAAGCAUUAUUUGCUAAAUACAAACCCACCCAUGUGAUACAUCUGGCUGCAAUGGUUGGUGGCCUGUUCAGAAAUCUGAAAUACAACCUUGAUUUCUUUAGAAAGAACAUGGCAAUAAACGACAAUAUUCUUAGCUGUAGUCACACGAUAGGUGUCAAGAAAGUAGUCUCCUGUCUGUCAACAUGCAUAUUCCCAGAUAAGACAACAUAUCCGAUCGAUGAGACAAUGAUCCACAAUGGCGCGCCGCAUGACUCGAACUUUGGCUACUCGUACGCUAAGCGGAUGAUCGAUGUGAUGAAUAAGGGCUACAACACGCAGCACGGCUGCAACUUCACGGCAGUGAUUCCCACCAAUGUGUUUGGACCCUACGACAACUACAACCUUGAGGAUGGACAUGUGUUGCCAGGGCUCAUCCACAAAGUCUACAAUGCAAAACGAGAUGGGUCACCGCUAGUGAUAUGGGGAACAGGAAAACCACUGCGUCAGUUCAUCUAUUCCUACGACCUCGCUAGGUUAAUGGUGUGGGUGCUCAGGGAAUACAAAGAAACUGAACCUAUAAUUCUAUCAGUUAAUGAAGAGGCUGAGUUGUCUAUAAAAGAUGCAGCAAUGACUGUUGUUGAAGCAAUGGACUUCAAGGGACAAGUGGUUUUUGACACGGAAAGAGCUGACGGGCAAUACAAGAAAACUGCCGGCAAUGCCAAACUCAGACGAUACUUGCCAGACUUCAAAUUCACACCAAUGAAACAAGCAAUGAAGGAGUCAUGUGAUUGGUUUGUGAAGAACUAUGAAACGGCACGCAAGUGAUUGAACAUUCUGGAGUGCUCUUCAGCCGACAAACAUUUAUUACCGAGUAUAAAUGGAUAAUGGAGCACCAUGAUAACUUGUAAUUGGUAAAUAAUUAUCAUGUGCUUUUUGGCAGUUGCCUACGAGCUAAGGUUUGAGGUUGAUCCAAUUUGAAGCUUGCACAUAUGCUGCUUCACUAGGUGGGAUGAGUUUGAUAAAUGGAGUAAUUAAUAUGUCAUCAACUGCAGUGAAUCUCAAUGCCAAAUACUAUUUUAAUCCACCAGCGAGUCACUAUGAUAGCACUCCCAUAUCCAAAAAUGCACUCGACAGUUGGAUGUGCUUUGUAGCUUUUAUUCAAAAAUCGGCUAAUGGCACUACCAGUUUUAUUUCUAACAUUUGUGAAAUUAAUGCAAUGAAGUAUUGAUCGUUAACACGUGUAGGGAUCUCGUAUAAUCUUGGUGAUUGGUUACACCAAAACCAUUUGUAAUGCAAAAUUAUCGCCAAGUGAAUAUAGGAAUUAUAUUGUUUUAGGUUGUUCUGAAAUCAUGGAAAGUGCAGACUUGAAAAUCUUUUGUUAAUAAAUGUCCAUGUAAAGAACA
Molecule: messenger RNA, 1543 nt
Organism: Priapulus caudatus
Lineage: Eukaryota; Metazoa; Priapulida; Priapulimorpha; Priapulimorphida; Priapulidae
Product: GDP-L-fucose synthase-like
Biological process (GO): nucleotide-sugar biosynthetic process
Molecular function (GO): GDP-L-fucose synthase activity
Source: RefSeq, a predicted model, not a curated record